AAAACGAGGUUUCCAAGAAUUAUGUGGUCUAAAUGAGAAUACUAAAGAAAAUAGGGACAGAUUAAAUCAAAAUGCGCGCAGCAAUUUUCAGAAUUUAUUUUCUCGAAAUUGAAAAUCUUCUGACCCUUUUCAAUUUACUUGCACCAAUUUUUGCCAAAAAAUAAAUAAAUUUCAAUCUUUAUUUGUAUGCAAUCAAACGUUGCUCCUCCCAGAACCUUCCACCAGCUGCUGGCAAGCAAGCAAAACAUUUUUUGCCAAUUUACGGUGAAUUUGAUGUUAAUUUAUGAAGCUUAAGAUUUAUUGCCGCCGUUCGUAGAGAAAUUUGAUUAUAGCUUUUUCCGUUAGAGAUAAAGAAAAUGGAGGCGAGCAGCAGUAGUGUGCUAGUGAAUUCGAACUUAGAGCCUAGGGAUGAUCUUGAAUUCGAUACACACGAAGCAGCAUAUGCAUAUUACAAAGAAUACGCGAAAUCUGUAGGGUUUGGUACAGCCAAAUUGAGCAGUCGUCGCUCAAGGGCUUCAAAAGAAUUCAUUGAUGCCAAAUUCUCGUGCAUUAGGUAUGGGAAUAAGCAACAAUCAGAUGAUGCUAUUAAUCCGAGGCCUUCGCCUAAGAUAGGGUGUAAAGCUAGCAUGCACGUGAAGCGUAGGCUUAGUGGGAAGUGGUAUAUUCAUAGCUUUGUGAAGGAGCAUAAUCACGAGCUUUUACCAGCUCAAGCGCACUUUUUUAGAAGUCAUAGGAUUGCUGAUUCUGUUAACAACGAUACUAAAGUGAGGAAGAAGAAAGUCCCUGCUUCUGUGUUGAAACGGUAUGGGGCUUAUCAGUUCGUGGGGUCUUGUAUGGAGAAUGUGAUCCGGAAUCAGCAUGAUAGAGGGCGAUUUUUGAGUUUGGAAGAAGGCAGUGCUCAGGUUUUACUUGAAUUUUGUUCACACAUGCAUGAAGAGAAUCCGAAGUUUUUCUAUGCGUUGGACUUCAAUGAAGAGCAUCGGCUGAGAAAUGUGUUUUGGGUUGACGCCAAAGGUGUGGAGGAUUUCACGCACUUUGGUGAUGUGGUCUCACUUGACAUAACCUAUUUCACAAGCAAGUAUAGAGUUCCUUUGGUUCUUUUUGUCGGAGUGAACCAUCACAUUCAGCCCACGUUGCUUGGUUGUGGAUUGAUAGCAGAUGAGACAUUAUAUACGUUUAUUUGGUUGAUGCAAUCAUGGGGUUUGGCAAUGAGGGGACGAAGCCCUAAAGUGCUACUCACCGACCAAAACGAGGCUAUCAAAGCUGCUGUUCCCAUGGUCUUUCCAGAAACUCAUCAUUAUUUUCAUUUGUGGCACAUUCUGGAAAGGUUACCGAGAAGGCUUGAGUACCGUAACGCCUGGCAUGAAUCUUUCACGGGAAAGCUGAAUAAAUGCUUAUAUAGAUCGUGGAAUGAAGAAAAAUUUGAAAAAAGAUGGUGGAAAUUGACUGAAAGAUUCAAUGUUCAAGAAGAUGAAUGGUUUCAGUCCUUAUAUGAAGAUCGGAAACUCUGGGUGCCUGCAUUUACAAAGGAUAUUUCUUUUGCCGGGCUGUCAGCAGCAUCGAGGUCUGAAAGCUUGAACUCGUUCUUUGAUAGGUACAUCAGUGGGGAAACUUCUUUGAGAGAUUUUAUAGGGAAAUAUGAAUCGAUUCUUGAAGACAGAUAUGAAGAGGAGGCUAAAGCAAAUUUUGAUGCAUGGCAUGAAACGCCAGAGCUGAAGUCACCUUCGCCUUUUGAGAAACAAAUGCUGCUUGUUUAUAGUCAUGAGAUAUUCCGGAAAUUUCAAAUGGAAGUUCUAGGAGCAGCGGCUUGCCAUCUGAAAAAAGAAAAUGAAGAUGGUCCGACUAUAAUAUAUGGAGUGAAAGACUUCGAAAAUAAUCUAGAUUAUUUGGUGGAAUGGAAUGAACUCAAAUCUGAUAUAUACUGUUCUUGUCGUUCAUUUCAAUAUAAAGGCUAUCUUUGUAGGCACUGUAUUGUAGUUCUCCAAAUGUCCGGUGUCUUUAGCAUACCAUUUAAGUACAUACUGCAACGAUGGACAAAUGCUGCCACAAGCAGAAUUCCCCUUAGUGAGAAAUUGGAGGAAGUGCAAGCUAAGGUCCGACGUUACAAUGACCUUUGUCGGCGAGCCAUAAUACUGGGGGAAGAGGGUUCAUUGUCAGAGGAGAGUUAUAACAAUGCAGUGGCUGCUAUAAAUGAAGCUCUCAAGCACUGUACUAUUGUAAAUCAACCUUCUAAUCAGAAUGGUCUGAGACCCCACGUUUCUGCACCUCUUGCCAUACUAGGUGUUGGAGGGGCGGACCAUAAUGUUGCCAUGACAUCUGGACAGCAGGUGCCUACUGCUAAAGUGAUCGAUACAAACAAAGGUUCAAAGAGAAUAAAUUCCGGGAAGGAGGCUGCAAGUAAUGGUGGGAUCACUGGUAAAAAGGGGAAGGUGCCUUUGGAGCCUCCAAUUACUAAUAUCGGGACUCAUGGCAUUUUUCAGCACAUGGAUAUGCCUGGUCCCCUGGAUUAUCCUGCUCUGUACCCAAGAUUCCUCACUACGUUGUUAAAAGGCGGUGAGAUGUCCAAGAGAGGCGUGGAGAUGCUGGGCGAGAUGUUGGAGGAACAAAGCUGAAGGUACAAAGGCCAUCUAGAAGAUUUUUGGAUAUUUCGACAACUUUUUUCCUGCUCAAAUCUAUGGAGUGCCGUAGCUCGUGGAUAGCUUCUCCUUUCAUUUCUGAGGAGAGGAAGAACUUAUUUUUGAAGGAAAUCAACUCCUGCUGAAGCGCUCCGUCUCGUCUCAGACUACAAAGACCAGCAGGCCAUUAUACUACCCCAUCUACCACCAUAUUGUUAGCAAUUAAUCUAUGCACGUGAUGUCUUUGUUCACUCUGGCAUGCCUCUGACUUUCACUGCAACGGAGCUCCGGCUAUGGAUGCUGAGACGACGUCCAUUCAGAAAUAACCAAGAUGUAAGUUCUGCUCGCUGCAACAACCACAAGGGAAGUGCUGCUCCCCAGUGAGUAGAACGAGUCGUCUGCUAGUAUGCAUCUCGUGUCCAAUGGGGGCCUCUCUGCUCUGUCGGAAAGCUCUGCUCGAUGUCGCUGUGGCCAGUUCAAAAUGUGGCUGCAGUGAACUGCUAAGGAGAGGUGGAAACUCACUUGCUCGGAUCAAUGGCAUGCUUGUAACUUAUGUACAAAGAGCCAUUACUCAAAGUUUCACAUUGAAUGGUUAAAUCCCAUUUCACUUUCUA
Messenger RNA from Salvia miltiorrhiza (redroot sage), 3229 nucleotides. Its product is annotated as protein FAR1-RELATED SEQUENCE 4-like. The transcript is spliced from 5 exons. Gene Ontology annotation, biological process: regulation of DNA-templated transcription. The record is from RefSeq and is a predicted model, not a curated record. Gene Ontology annotation, molecular function: zinc ion binding. The coding region runs from base 357 to 2612 and encodes 751 amino acids. Lineage: Eukaryota; Viridiplantae; Streptophyta; Magnoliopsida; Lamiales; Lamiaceae.